CAUGUGUCCAGCAGCUGUCCUGGUAACUAUUUCUUUUUUACUCGACCCCGUCACCGCACCCCGACCCUUCCAAACAUAAUUUUUCAAGCUGUUGUUUCAUACAGAAUUGGGAAUGUUCUGUCUAUGGUUUCAAAUUUCACUAUUUUUGAAUUUUUCUAAAUUUUCUGAAAGCAACUAAAUUUUUCAAAUCCUACUCUAAGGUAUAUUCACAUAUUAAUAUUAUAUAUGUUUAUUUGUAAGUGUGGUCCUCAGUACAUUUUUUGGUUGGCAUAAAAUAUGAUCAACAAAGCAUUGAACUUGAAACAAUUUAUGCUACGUCAGAAAUCAUUAAAACUGUAUAGAGAAUUUUUAAAAACAAUCAAGACUAUACCAUUAGAAAGCGAUAGACAGCAAUUUAUCAAUUGGGUAAAAGAAGAUUUCAAAAAAAAUAAAUUUGAAACUGAUGAGUAUUCUAUAAAAACUUUACACAAAUACGGCGAAAAGUCCCUGACAGAUCUAAAACUCAACUUGGCUCUCAGUAGUACAAAAAUAUCGUGAGAACAAGGCGAAUUGACUAGUGAGACCAUAGAAGUAAUUGGAAAUGCAUCAACUGGAAAAACAUUAUUUUUGACCGAAUGUAUUGCAAAAUGCAUCAUUCCUCAAAAUGCGAGUGGCUUAGAUACAGGUUAAAUUACAAAAUGGCAUUAAACAUUGAUCUAAGUAGUACACAAAGUCUUGACCAGAUCAUUAAAUAUAUACAAAUUGGUUGUGUACCAGAAGUAUCAAACAAUGAAAAUGAUUUGGCUAAACGUGAUGAAGCAUUAUUGGCUCAUUUAGAAAUUGCUAAACCUAUUUUAAAUGAACUUAACACUUUGUUGAGUACACUCUUAAAUAAAGAUGAAAACCUUCAAUUUAAGCUUCAGGACAUAAUCAAUCCUUGCUUAUAUUUAUGCGGUGAACAUUGCAAAUCAAAUUUACCAUGGAGUGAUGAAGAAAGCCAUACAUUAAUGAAAUUGUGUGUUAAAAAAUUGUGCUGUCUUAUGCAUUAUGUAAAUAUUGAAGAAUUAAUUACUCAUUUAGAUGUUUCUAAGAUUUUUGUUGGUUUGCAAUGUAAAUUAGAAAAUGAUAAUUGGAAAAAAUAUCCGGCUGCUAUUGAGUGUUUUAUAUGGAUUUUGAAACACUUAAAAAUGCCACGUUUAAAUUCUUUAUUAUACUUGGUGAUGCCGUUACCAUUAAAUAUGUUUGAUGAUUACCAAGAUUCAAAUAUACUGACUGCUUUAGAUGCCUUUCAACACAUCAUUGAUAAUACACCUUCUGUGGAAUUAGCAAUGAGUGGCCACGACAUAGUUUUACUGAAGUCAUUAGAAACUGGUCUGCGUUCAUUUGAAUUUCAGCUAAUACCCAAUUUAAUGAAAUGUCUUUUAUCACUGAUUUCAAAGAUGCAAAUGAAACAUUUGAGCAACAAAAAUUCCUUAGAGUGGACAAAGUUUGAUGAUGUUAUGAAUAUUUUACUUCCACGAAUGGAACUAGAACGUAAACAUGAACCAAUCAUGUGUUACGCAUCAAUUUUUCCACUUGUUUUGGAGUCUACUGGAUUUUCUUGUAUUCGUUGGUCGGAGCGUUUGAUACCAUUAUUUGCAGAGUAUGUCAUGAAUAGUCAAACAACUUUUUCAGCAGUGAAGGCUAUUGAAGUGUUUAUUCAACAAACUUGGCCGAGACAGUGUACUCAUUGGAAAGUAUUGCUAACAAUAUUGGUCAAAGCUCUAUAUAAUGAAGAUAAAAGUUCUGGGCAGCCUAAUAAAGAAAAUAUCAUAGCAAUUGUAGAAUGUAUUAGAACGUUAGAGGCAGCAAGACCUGAAUGCAUACGUAACAUAUUGAAUAAAUUGAAAGAUUGUGAAGAAUUUCAAUCAAAAAUUAUAUUUAAAGAAUAUUUAGAAAUUGUGUAGCUUAAUAGUUGUUAGUUCAAAUAUAGUAAUACUUUGUGAGUUAUAAAUAACUAUACUAAUGUUUUUUUUAUUUUCCAUGUGUACAUGUCAGAGGCGUAGCCAGGAUUUUUCUUCGGGGGGGGGGGCUGAUCAAUUUUUUACACAGCGAUGGUUUACCUAGAUUCUCCCAUAAUUUGAACAUGCAGAAUGCAGAUGCCGAAGUUUUAUUUUAGAUUUUAGUUCUUAUAACCCUUUACAUAUAUUGAUUUAAUACACUUGUAUACUUUAAAUACUUUGAAUAUUGUAUUUUAUAGUAAUAUACAAUAAAUUAUUUUACCCAUAUUAUUUAUUUAAAAAAAAAUAAUUAUAGCAAUGAAUUUUCUUUUUAAUAGGGUAUAAUAUAGUGUACUAAGUUGUACUGUUAUUUAGCCAUGGUCGCGGCAAUAGAAAGAUAAUAAAAUAAAGGUGACAAUUUAAAAUUAAUUAAAUACGAUUUAAGAAUUUUGUAGCAACUUUCAUAGACCAUUGGAAGAAUUUUUU
Molecule: messenger RNA, 2444 nt
Organism: Myzus persicae (green peach aphid)
Lineage: Eukaryota; Metazoa; Arthropoda; Insecta; Hemiptera; Aphididae
Product: TELO2-interacting protein 2-like
Exons: 10
Coding region: 615-1925 (436 amino acids)
Source: RefSeq, a predicted model, not a curated record